GCGCCCCCAAAAGCAAGGAAGCCUUCUAACGACAUCCUCUAAACGCUGCCCCUCGCGCUUUUUUUUGCAGCUCAAGCGACAAUUGGCCAUGAACCGACCGGUCUUUGCAUUCAGUUCCGAAUAGAUUCGAUAUAAACGACACGCACCAUGAGGUGCUACGCCCACUUCGGCCGCUUCAUCUACCGUUCCUCUCUAACACAAGCUUUCGCCUCGACACGUUCGGCUGGCUUUGGCCGCGCACAGUUUCGGCUGAUUCAUACAGCAAAGGCACAAUGGAAGCGGGGUGCUAGGGGCAAGAUACUGCUGACGGCAUCUGCCGGCGCUGCCGCUGCAGGUACAUCGGCGUUCGUCGAGCUCUCGCGCAAGGGCAAUGGCGGCGAUCCGACAGAGACGGGCGAGCAUCGCAUGCUUGAGCUAUCGCGGCAGGAGAUCCAGAAAAAGGUUGCCGACGAUGAUAGAGGAGCGUCGCGCGUGGUCCACAAGAUCAUGCUCUUUAUCGACCUCUGGAUCUGGGAGCCGAUAUGCACGGGUGCCAGGUUUCUCCAGCUAGUCGUCAUCUUUGUUCCCGUCAUCAUCUGUGUGCCCGCCAUCUGGGUUGGCAGCCGGAAUCCCGAUAGAGAUAACGAGCGAUCCGGUACGCUGUGGUGGUACAACUUCUUGGUCAAGGCCAUGGAGCUUUCAGGACCAGCAUUCAUUAAGCUGGGCCAGUGGGCAGCAUCCAGAUCCGACAUCUUCCCAACCGAAAUGUGCGACACAAUGUCCAAGCUUCACUCCAACGCACCGGCUCAUUCGAUGCGCGUCACUCGCAAAACAGUGGAAGCCGCUUUCAACGGUCUGCCGUUUGAGGAGAUCUUUGAGGAGUUUGACGAGAAGCCCCUAGGCGUUGGAGCCAUUGCCCAAGUGUACAAAGCUAAGCUGCGCCCGAACGUAGCCGCUCCUGCGGAUGGAGACAUACAGACAGAACCCAAAGAUCUAGCGCAGAACGUGGCUCAUAACGUUCACACAGUUCUGAAGAGCACGCCGGUACGCGUACCCUCGACCUACGUCGCGAUCAAGGUCCUACAUCCCCACGUCGAACGGACCGUGCGGAGAGACUUGAAGAUUAUGGGCUUCUUUGCUUCGCUGCUUAAUGCUAUCCCAACAAUAGAGUGGCUUUCGUUACCGGACGAGGUCGAGCAAUUUGGUGAAAUGAUGAAGCUACAGCUGGAUCUGCGCAUCGAAGCAGCCAAUCUGGCCAACUUUCGACAAAAUUUCAAGGACCGAUCUACUGCCUGGUUCCCUUACCCUUAUACCGACUUCACCACUAGAAACGUCUUGAUUGAGGAGUUUGCUCAAGGUAUUCCUUUGGCAGACUUCAUCGAGAACGGAGGCGGUGUUUUCCAGCAUGAAAUUGCCAACGAAGGACUUGACGCAUUCCUUCGCAUGCUUUUGCUCGACAACUUUGUGCAUGCUGAUCUCCACCCUGGCAAUAUCAUGGUUCGCUUCUACCAGUCCGCUAAGCCCGAAAUCCCUCUCACCAGGUCUGUCGAUGCACCACCAACAAAGGAUCCAUCAGACGUUACUGAACAAGUUUUGGAACGCCUCCGGCCCUACAGACACCGCAAAGACUUGAAGGCGUGGGAAGAUGAGCUGCGCAAGAUUGAUGACGAAGGCUUCCGACCACAGCUCGUCUUUAUUGACACUGGACUUGUUACCGAACUCAAUGCUACCAAUCGUGAAAACUUCCUCGCCUUGUUCCGCGCUGUGGCAGAGUUUGACGGCUACAAGGCUGGUAACCUUAUGUGCGAGAGGUGCCGUCAGCCAGAUGCCGUGAUUGACCAGGAAGUCUUUGCUCUCAAGAUGCAGCACCUCGUUCUCAGUGUGAAGAGCCGCACCCUGGCUCUCGGAAACAUCAAGAUUGGCGAUAUUCUGCAGCAAGUUCUGGCCAUGGUUCGCAAUCACCACGUCCGAAUGGAGGGCGACUUUGUCAAUGUCGUCAUUAGCAUUCUACUGCUCGAAGGCAUCGGCAGAAGUCUGAACCCAGACGUCGACCUGCUAAGCAGCUCGCUUCCCAUUCUAAGACAACUGGGUGCCCAGAGUGGCGGGCAGCUAGCAAAUGGUGACUUUUUCUUUUUUACAGUCUGGGUUGGUCUGGAAGCACGUCGCUUCCUCCAAGCAAGUAUCCAAGACGUUGAGAGAUGUGUUAAAUAUGAUCUCCUAUCACCGAACGUAUAAACAUACAGGUAUAUACAGAUAGAUGGCAGUUUAAAGCAUUUGGAAGGUCUAGAGUAGAUAUUUUGGAUCGGCGCAUAUUACUGGGUAAAGGUGCAUGGCGUACUGAAUUAGGGUUAUUUUCUUCAACAGUUAAUAUUGAAAGCUAAAGUCUCCAUUCAAUUAUAUUUGCUCAUCGAAAGCAGCGUAUAGACUGGUAUUAUCGCUUCUAUGUUCGUCACUGGACGCUAUGUACGCUGUGCUAGAGUCUCUUUGACUGGUAGGAAAUGCGCUAUGUCAUAAAUAUGUAUAUGUACAGGAUGGAAUAAUAAAAGAAACCAUGUAAACCGAAAAAAGAGAGGUCGUUUCAAGACAAGUCUCAAGAGAAGAAUGGGUAUGAUAACUACUCGGCGCUGUUGCUCAACUCGACUGGGCGAUCCCACAAGCUGCGCAAGUUUAGAGAUAUGUCACUCUCCUCUUCGCCUGUCAAACUGGCAUCGCUGAGACGCUCACUCAGACGAGACAUAUCGUCGCCAUCAAAGCUGGAGCCUGCGCCAUCGGCACGGAUAGUGGCAACACGUCGCGACUGCGCUGUUUGGCGAGGGUCUGGCAUGCUAACGUUGCGUGCAUGACGCGUGGUGCUGUCCACCGGGCGUUUGCCGUUGACAAUAACGUUGUUACCAAGCGGAAUCUUUUGAUUCUUCUUGAUGCUAGGCAAGCGGCCUAGACGAUUUAGAGAACGGGAGAUUGGGUUUUGGUAUCGGCGGACGACCAGGUACUCCAUUCCCGUCUUUUCUAGUAGUCGUCCAACCCUGGGAUCACGGCUGGUGCCGCCAUCAAAACCAGGUCCGCCGACACCAAUCCACGGGCUGGUACCUACAGCACCGCUACCGCCAUUGACGGAUUGGCCUGGCUCAAUGACCGAGCUCGCGCGCUGAAGGUUUAGCUUCUGCUGUGUGCGCGAUGUUUCGGCUGGGGGCGCGGAGGGGCGGGAUGCUGACCGUGGCACAAGAGCGCUGUUAUCCAGGCGCGGCGUCGAGUCUCCGUUUCGCUCUCUCCUUAGCGAGCCAGCAAUGCCAUUGCUAGAAUGUAUUCUUCUUGCAUCAAUCUCAUCGGAGCGGGAAAACUCAUUGGUGUGAUGGUAGAAGGAGCCUUCAUUUGAUAGACCAGGCGUAGAGGUUUCAACAAAUCUCGACGUCAGGCCAUCAUGAGGGCCUUUAGAAGUGAUGGACUCAUCGCGAUCUGUCAGAUCUGGUGAUUGGUGCGGUGGAGUCGCCUUUGCAAUUUCCGCGGUCAUCUUGGGCGGCGCCCCGUACGAGGCUGUUCGUUUGAGUAACCUGGAUGUCAAGUAUGCCUGGUGCUGUGUGCGUUCGCGAUCCUCAGCGCUUGGCUCUACUAGCGUCUGCGAUUCACUGCUUGUAGUGCUUGUGGUUUCGCGGACCUCGUUGGGCGUUUCUGGCCGUGAGUUGGCAGCGCUAGAGAAACCAGGGCGAAGAGAGUUUUGACCGCUGCUAUUGAUGGAGCCCUUGCGUGAGAGAUAUGGCGAGUUGGAACCACUAGCAUCUACCCAUUCGUCUUCGUCAGCGUCGUCAACGCCCAAAUCAAAGUGAACCUGGCCCUUGGCCGCCUUUUGAGUUGAAGAGCUGGGACGGUUAAUAGCUGUGCCACUGGAUGCUCGUUUUAACUUGUCGGAAGAUUUAUUGCGCUUAUUGACCUCGACUGAGGAGCGGUGACGUUUAAGAUUGGUAUGCGAUGUGUUUUUGAACAGAUUGCUUGCGGAGCUGUCGCGCGAUAAUUUCAGCUCCGUCGUUGCACGGCGCUCUGCAGCGGGGCGUUGCUGAGCGUCGCGAUCUGAGGGGGACGUUGCUCGUUUGUUGAGGCGGGUGGUGCUCUGGGACUGCUGAUGAGACUUUAAAAGUAGCUUUGAGGACGGGACUCUGUGGUGGUGACGUCCAACGUGGUGCUGUUUCUGGUGCUUUGGGCGAUGCUGGGCAGCCGAUGAGUCGGUCUGGAGCGCAUGGGCGAGAAGUUUUGAUUGGCCGUCCGAGGAUGCGGAUGCGCUGUCAAUGUCCCUGUCGCGAGCCAUGGCGUCGAAGCGGCAGAUGCAGGGCGGAAUUCGGGUGAUUGGUAAACGGGGAUUUUAGUGUUGCAAUGGGGAUUUGACGGGAUGCAGGCUCAGAUGUGCCUGGCCUGCUGCGAAUUGAUGUGUUUGCAGCGAACCAAGCUCAGCGGGCACGACUAUGGACGAGGGGGUAUUCGAGUUGCAGCAGCGACGCGGCAGUUUAGGCUUGCCUUGCUUUUGCAGCGAUGCACGGCGUUGAGGGUGGUGUGGCGUUGGGUGGUGUGUGGUGGUGAAAGGUGUGCGUCGAUGGUUGGACGGUUGGGGGAUAAGGGUGGUCUGCCACGUUUUUACCGAGCAAGCGGGCGUCUGAGGGGCGAUGUUUUGCUGCGGCAGAGGGUGCAGCGGUGUCAGACGGCGGCCAAUUGCGACGAUGUUUGUUGGAAGAGGAUGAGGUGACGAUG
This is a messenger RNA of [Torrubiella] hemipterigena, 4713 nucleotides long. The record is from the annotation of a GenBank genome assembly. Lineage: Eukaryota; Fungi; Ascomycota; Sordariomycetes; Hypocreales; Clavicipitaceae.